Rhododendron vialii is the source of this 1178-nucleotide messenger RNA. RefSeq names its product guanine nucleotide-binding protein subunit gamma 3-like. The transcript has 5 exons. The record is from RefSeq and is a predicted model, not a curated record. Gene Ontology annotation, biological process: G protein-coupled receptor signaling pathway. The coding region runs from base 372 to 992 and encodes 206 amino acids. NCBI's taxonomy places the organism in Eukaryota, Viridiplantae, Streptophyta, Magnoliopsida, Ericales, Ericaceae.
GGGUGUGAUUAGUGGUGAGACCGCACACGUUUAAAGCCCAUCGAGAAUAUAAGUCAGGCAAAAAAAUCACAUUUGUUGAUGUGAUUUCGGAAUGCAUUGAUCUUAAAUUAUUACCCUCCCCUCGUCUGUCAACCAACUGUUCUUCUCCUCUCUUCUUCUAAUUCCUGUAUACCCUCGUAUCUCUCUCUCUCUCUCUCCUCACUGGCUACUGCUACGACUGCUGUUGCUACAAUUGUUUUAAUAACCACUGUUAUUCUGCUGGCAUCAUCUGCUGUGUACAUAUCGAAAUAAAUACUAACAUGUACGGGAAAAUGUUCAUUUCCAUGCUCUGUUGAUCAGGAACAUUGGAGGCGAGUUCUUCGCUGAUUCUAAUGGCUGUUUCCGGCGGUUCUUCUUCGGUGCCGUCGCUGCCACCGCCGCGACCGCCGGAGUAUCCGGCUUUGUACGGGAAACGGCGGGAGUUGGCUAAGGUCCAGAUGUUAGAGAGAGAGAUUAGUUUUCUGGAGGAGGAACUAAAGUUUGUUCACGGCCUUCAACCCGCCUCCCGGAGCUGUAAAGAGGUUGCUGAUUUCGUGGUCGCAAACUCAGAUCCUUUGAUAACUUCAAAUCGGAAGAUCCAGAGGUCCUGUCGUUUCUGGAAGUGGCUCUGUAGAGCAACCUGUUUGAACUUCUCAUGGAUAUGCUGUGUCGGCUGCAUUCCUCGGCGUGAAAGGCCACGCUGCUGCAGUUGCAAUCUACGGGGCUGCUGUUUGUGUUUUAGUUGUUUGGUGCCAAAACGUGGGUGUUGCCCUUGUCCUCGCUCAAGAUGCCUUGACAGCUUCUCAUGCAGCAGCAGUUGUUGCUUUCCGCGGUGUCCUUCAUGCCCGGAUUGCUCUUGCAGAUGUAGAUGCUCUUGUCCCAACUGUCUCAAGGCAAACCCGUGUUUCUGUUGUACCAAGAACUGUUUUCGCUGUAUGGAAAACUGUUGCUACCCUUGUUGUCUAUGUUCCUAGCAGUGGAGGUUUUCUUCUCGGUUCUCACGGUUUCAUUUUACUUCCUUUCGAGUACAGAUUCUGCAACUAUGGAGUAAUUGUGAUGUUGAUUCUGCUAUAAGGGUUGACUUGAUGAGUCGAUUUUACUACAUUUCAAUUCCUUCCUGAUACCUCCCAAGGAAAAUCUCGAAUUGGUUUUGGAAUUCA